Molecule: messenger RNA, 3347 nt
Organism: Cercocebus atys (sooty mangabey)
Lineage: Eukaryota; Metazoa; Chordata; Mammalia; Primates; Cercopithecidae
Gene: P2RY14
Product: purinergic receptor P2Y, G-protein coupled, 14
Exons: 3
Coding region: 1561-2577 (338 amino acids)
Biological process (GO): G protein-coupled receptor signaling pathway
Cellular component (GO): membrane
Molecular function (GO): G protein-coupled purinergic nucleotide receptor activity
Source: RefSeq, a predicted model, not a curated record
UGUAUUUUACCACAAUCCCAAAAAAGUUACCUCAAGGACAAAAAAACAAAAUCUUUCAAAAUGUCAAUUGGAUUGAGGAAUGUGCCAUGAGGAGGUCUCUGGCAGUUCUAGAGAAGUGCUGAGGACAGAGGGCAGAGUGGACUAGAUUACAGAGUGAAUGGGAAAGUGGAGACAGCAAACGCAGACCAUUUCCAACAAGUUUGGAUAAGGAGAUAAAAGUACCGUUUGGAUGAUUGCUAAUAAAGAGGAUUCGCAUUUAAGGGAGAGCUUUGAGGAUUUUCGCUUUAUUUUAUUUGAUAAUGAUAAUAGGCAUGAUUGAUCGUGAGUAUGUCUCUCUAGGACAGAGGGAAAGAAACUGGUAAAAUAGGUAAAGCUGAUGCUACAGGCCCUAAACUGGAUGAAUUCAAGUAGAUGGAGUAUAGGAGACUCAGGUCUUUCCUGCUGAAAGAUGUAUUAUUACUGCAUUAAUCCAGAGCAUAAUUUCAGAGAGCCCCAGGAACAAUUUGUUAAAGAAGAAAAUAUCCAGACAUUGGGGUCAAGUAACAACCCAGGGCAGAAACAGAAUGUUGUGAAACCAGAUUUAAGUCAAGGAGUGAUAUGAAGAACGACUGGAGACCCAAAAGCCCCCAUUCAAGGCUGGAAAUGUGUCAGGAUAACAGAUGGAGUAGAAGAGGCACUGGCAUGCAUCAAGUCCAUCCCUAGAACAGGAUAAGUCUAGAGGAGCAAAUCCCCCAAGUCCCAGAGAAGAUAGUAUGGCCUUACGGUCCUUUCAAUAUCUCUUCUCAUUUGACAGUUAUCUUGCCCUGCACCAAUCAAGACCCUCAAGUUACCACCUACUUAAACAGCUUUCCUGCCUCCUCCCCUGGUACUGAAAGAAGGAAACAUGCAGAUGUUUUGCUUUCAAAUAUUUUUUGGUUUUCCAACUAAUUUCAAGAAAUUAGUUUGAAGCCAUGUGAAUUACAACUUAAAAAUACUUCCCAAUAAAUAAAGAAGCUAUUAUUACAACAGCUUCACAGAAAAAGGUCAUAAACAAGCAUGGGAAAGAUCUAUCUUCCUGCUGGCUGGAGCUCUCACUUGCUCGGUCUCCCUUUUCACAGCUGGUUUCAUACUAUUUACUAUUUGGUCAAGCCUUGCUAAUCUAUAACCCUAAGCAAAUCCAAAUCAGAUCCAACUUAUACAAGCACAUAUUAGAGCUGGGCUCCAAAGAGUACUGGACAUCUGCAGUACCUAACAUUCAAGCAUUUGGCGAGAUAUCAAUAUUUCAGAGAGCACUUUAUAUGUUUUGAUUUGAAAGCUAAUGCAGUGUUUUCCACUGGUCAACACGAGCAGUCCAGCAGAAAGCAAAAUCUAUUUCCCUCAUCAUCAAAUGCUACACUCAGUUGCUGAUCCUAUCUUGCCUACAGAGAACCUAAGAGACUGGAAAAAUUGGAUCUUUAAUGAAAAAACACUUUGGCCACUUCGAGACGAUAAACACUCACUGGGCAAAACAACUUCACUGAAAAGAGACUUCAUAUUAUGCAAAAAAAAUCUUAAAAGGCCUCUGCCUUCAGAAGUUACAAGAUGAUCAAUUUAACCUCCACACAGCCUCCAGAUGAAUCCUGCUCUAAGAACCUCCUGAUCACUCAGCAGAUCAUUCCCGUGCUGUACUGUGCGGUCUUCAUUGCGGGAAUCCUACUCAAUGGAGUGUCAGGAUGGAUAUUCUUUUAUGUGCCCAGCUCCAAGAGUUUCAUCAUCUAUCUCAAGAACAUUGUUAUUGCUGACUUUGUGAUGAGCCUGACUUUUCCUUUCAAGAUCCUUAAUGACUCAGGCCUUGGCCCCUGGCAGCUGAAUGUGUUUGUGUGCAGGGUCUCUGCCGUGCUCUUCUACGUCAACAUGUACGUCAGCAUUGUGUUCUUUGGGCUCAUCAGCUUUGACAGAUAUUAUAAAAUUGUAAAGCCUCUUUGGACUUCUUUCAUCCAGUCAGUGAGUUACAGCAAACUCCUGUCAGUGAUAGUAUGGAUGCUCAUGCUCCUCCUUGCUGUUCCAAAUAUUAUUCUGACCAACCAGAGUGUUAGGGAGGUUACAAAUAUAAAAUGUAUAGAACUGAAAAGUGAACUGGGACGGAAGUGGCACACAGCAUCAAACUACAUCUUCGUGGGCAUCUUCUGGAUUGUGUUUCUUUUGUUAAUCGUCUUCUAUACUGCUAUCACAAAGAAGAUCUUUAAGUCCCACCUUAAGUCAAGUCGGAAUUCCACUUCAGUCAAAAAGAAAUCUAGCCGCAACAUAUUCAGCAUCGUGUUCGUGUUUUUUGUCUGUUUUGUACCUUACCAUAUUGCCAGAAUCCCCUACACAAAGAGUCAGACCGAAGCUCAUUACAGCUGCCAGUCAAAAGAAAUCUUGCGGUAUAUGAAAGAAUUCACUCUGCUACUAUCUGCUGCAAAUGUAUGCUUGGACCCUAUUAUUUAUUUCUUUCUAUGCCAGCCAUUUAGGGAAAUCUUAUGUAAGAAAUUGCACAUCCCAUUAAAAGCUCAGAAUGACCUAGAUAUUUCCAGAACCAAAAGAGGAAAUACAACACUUGAAAGCAUAGAUACUUUGUGAGUUCCUACCCUCUUCCAAAUAAAGACCACAUGUGCAUGUUGUCAUCUUCAAUUACAUAAGAUAAAUAAAUAUGUGCCCUCAUCAUAAGUAUUAUCUCUAGCACUGCCAUCCAAUUUAGUUCAAUAAAAUUCAAAUAUAAGUUUCCAUGUUUUGUAACAUCAAAGAGAACACAUCCAUCCGUAAUUUCUCUAAUACUGACCUUUCUAUUCUCUAUUAAUAAAAAAUUAAUACACACAAUUAUUCAAUUCUAUUAUAUUAAAAUAAGUUUAAGUUUAUAACCACUAGUCUGGUCAGUUAAUGUAGAAAUUUAUAUAGUAAAUAAAACAGGACAUAAUCAAAGACAACUCACUCAGGCAUCUUCUUUCUCUAAACACCAGAAUCUAGCAUGUAAUUCUUUUCAACACUGUGCUUAAAGACUAACUUGAAAGCAGACACAGUUUGAUGAAGGGCUAGAGGGCUAUUUGCAAUAAAAAGUCAACUUUUUUUCCUGAUUUGAAGAAGCAGGAUAAGCACACACCCAGAAAAUCACCUAAGAAACCCCUCAUUGAUUUACUUCAUGGCACUGCAAAGGAAAAGGAAUAUUAAUUGUAUACUUAGCAAGAAAAUUUUUUUUUCUGAGAGCACUUUGAGGACACUAGAUACAUGCUAAAUACGUUUUCUACAAAGACUUAUGCCAUUUAAUAAGCCUGGGGUUCUGGCAUUAAAAUUUUUUUUUUUUGAGACGGAGUCUCACUCUGUCACCCAGGCUGGAGUGCAGUGGCGCAAUCUCG